GUUAUUUUUUAAGUGUUGCUGACGAGACGCUGAUUCUCCCAACCACAGUAGCUAGUCUGCUAGCUAGCUAACUUUAAAGCUUCCAAAGACAUGAACCGCAAAAGAAACCACAGUUUCACUGAAACAAGCCUUUCUCCCGACGCUCAAAACGCAUUCAUGGACACGCCGGGGCCUGCGGUGCGAGCCGACGAUGAUUUCUUGGAAUUCGAGCCCGACGAGGAGAUACUCUGCUCGGUGAGCGACAUCACCGAACACCUUGGAAGAAACAUAAAAGUGGUGCUCGAGACUGCAUUGUCCGAAAUCAGGAAAAUGGUCAGCGUCAGGAUACGGGUUCUGAAAAUUGAGCUUCGGGAGAAAACAGACGAAAUUGAAGUCCUAAAAGCAAGACUGGAGGUACAAAGAGACGGUAGGGACCCGUACCCCGGCGGAAUGACCACCGAGGCAUCAUCUGUAUUCCGAAAAUCUGACUUGUUCCAUUCGGGCAGCAAGCACAACAACGACCCCAAGAAAGCCAAACCAGCCAUGCCUGGCGUAAAGAAAGAAAACAUAAAUGCCAUUUGCGACUAUCUGAUGAAAGAUAAGAAUUCACGGGGUGCUGAAGCGGACAGCGACCCGAGCAAUCCUCCGUCUGGUAGCGACAGGGACAGCCGCCACGAUCCCCAGCCGCACUCCCUCAACCUGUGGCCGGACACCAUCCCUGACGCGGGGCCUGGAGAUGAGGACUCGGACUCGAACACGGAUGACAUAUUCGGCAUGCUACCAUCGGGAAGCAAACGGAUCUACGACUACGAAUGGAUGACGGGGGUGGAGUACACGUCGGAUUUGAAAGGUAUGAGGGAGCCUAAAUGUGAGACAACACCAGAUGAAGAUGAAGAAGAAAAAGAUGAGGAAGAGGGUGAUGAGUCAAAGAAAGAAAGGGAUGGUGGAUUGGAGCAUCCCUCAGCCCCUUUUUCCCAUGACGCCCACACCCCUGACUUUCCCUUAGCCCUCCAGGGCUCUCCAGGAGGGGAGGGUAACGGUUCUAUGGAGGACCAUGUGGAUCGACUAGAACCAGGACAGCAGUUUCCCUCCCACACAUACCUCUGCCCACUGUGUGGAACCUUCUGCCCCGACUCCUUGUUCCUGGAGGAACACCUCAAGCUGAUACACGGCAACACCACCGGCACCCACAGCGCCCUGCAGUCCACAUCCACCGCACCCCUCACUCUGGGGGAGGGUAGCAGUAACGCCAAGCAUGGGAGCAUGGGGGCCGGAGCCGGGGGGAUGAGCCUAGCAAGAGGAGGCGGGGGAGGGACGAGGGAGAAGAAAGUGGAAGGGGGCUACGAGUGCGGCGACUGUGGCCGCCAUUUCAACUACCUGGGCAACCUGCGGCAGCACCAGCGCAUCCAUACAGGGGAAAAGCCCUUCAUAUGCCCUGAGUGUGGGGAGAGGUUCCGGCACGCUGCCCGAUUGAAGAGUCACCGGCUGGGGCACAACGGCGGGCAGAGCCCCUUCCCUUGCCCCCAGUGUGGGAAAGGCUUCCCGGUGCUCUCAGGCUUAAAGAGGCACCAGCGGGUGCAUACGGGGGAGAGUCCCUACGCGUGCCAGCAGUGUGGGCGGCGCUUCAAGGAGCUGGGUAACCUCUAUACCCACCAGAGGAUCCAUAGUGGUGCCACGCCCUAUUGCUGCCAGCAAUGUGGGAGGAGCUUCCGUCACCUGGGCACCUACAAGAGCCACCGCUGCACCCCCAUACAGUGACAGUGACACUUGUUACCUUGGAGCUAGGCUGGCUAAUUGCUAAGUGUAGCCUAGCCUAGCCAUCACAGGAGCCUAUUGAUAUGCUGUUGAGGAGACUGAGGCAGGAACAUUGAGUGAGUCUAAAGACCCAUACAGACUCAAAAAGGGAGGGUGCCAUGAUGGGAAAGGUCAAAGUGCAUCAUGAGAAAGAGAUGAAAGCAUGACCCUGUUCCAAUACUUCAGAAACACAUCCUUCCUUCCCACUUCUGUGAAAUAAUCCAUGAUUUAUUAACUGGGUGGUUCGAGCCCUGAAUGCUGAUUGGCUGACAGCCGUGGUAUAUCAGACCGUAUACCAAGGGUAAGACAAAACAUUUAUAAUAGCAAUUAGGCACCUCAGGCCUUUAAUGCUUAAUGAUAGUAUAGGUGAAAGCAAUAUGCUUCGCCAACCCAGUCAGCUCAGAUCAGGGAUUACUUCUAGGAAGGAAGGAUGCAUUUUAGUUGUAUUCAAAUAGGAACCAUGCAGGCAUAUCCUGUUGGGAAGAGGACUCACACUACUAACAGAACAGUGUGACUCUGCUGCCACCUUUUGGACUUCUUAUAUUACUGCACAAAUGAAGUUUCAAGGUGGCACUGCUGACUGUUUUAACCUCACUUACCUACCAGCGACUAUUCUGCCCAGAGCAGAUGAGUUGGCAUUUUAUCUUUUUUUUUUUUAUGACAUAACCUAUAUUACUGACCCUAUAUUCUUUACACCUUUUUGGUAUGUCCACCUACAUGAUGAUGACAACAUCACGUGAGACAUUCUUUGUUCAGUUAAACAUAUGCUAUGUAGAACAAACAUAUACCUCUCUGGCAUGUAGAACAAGGAAGCACGUCGGCUCUAUGGCAUUUCUAUCUGCAAAGUUUGACAACUGAACGCAUUCCUGAUAGCUGUAGCCCUUUCAAAUUCACCCCUCUCUUAACAGACUAGUUAUCUACACGGUUCAGGAAAACGUUCAGUUCAAGGUCAAUUAUAUUUCAGUAAAAAAUGACCCCUCUUGUCUCUAUUCACUCCAAUUGUGUAGCUAAAAAUAUCCUCAAUACUGUAUGUGACUGUUGAACACAUAACAAAAGAAGCACCAACUUGUCAAAAAUGUCCAGAAAACAAUGAAUAUUAAAACGGUAAAUGUGAAAUGCUAAUAAUUGACAAUCUGCAUCCUAAUAAACAUUCUUAUAUGGUG
Molecule: messenger RNA, 2936 nt
Organism: Coregonus clupeaformis (lake whitefish)
Lineage: Eukaryota; Metazoa; Chordata; Actinopteri; Salmoniformes; Salmonidae
Product: zinc finger protein 16-like
Exons: 3
Coding region: 91-1737 (548 amino acids)
Biological process (GO): regulation of transcription by RNA polymerase II
Cellular component (GO): nucleus
Molecular function (GO): RNA polymerase II transcription regulatory region sequence-specific DNA binding; DNA-binding transcription factor activity, RNA polymerase II-specific
Source: RefSeq, a predicted model, not a curated record